AUGUCCACGACAACGAAAAUGCGCUUCUCUAUGGACUCGAUUUUAGCAGCGGCCGAAGCAAACACCAGAAAGAGAUCUGCCGAUGACCCGGUGACUCCAGAAUUACCUAAAAAAUCCCGUACAGAAGGCAUCGACACAGCUGAUCUGCCAGGAUCCCAGGCUGAAGUCUCCCAGGAGUCUUCUGCGUUGAAUGUUUCCACAAGCUGUUCAGCAAGAAGCCCUGUCCCGACCACAAGCUGCAGUCCUGAAGACCUCAGUUGUCGAGUACCGCGAGGUUCAGAAAGUCCUGAGUGUUCACGAUACGAAGCCAAGGAAGGCAGCUCAAAAGACAAGGAAACAUCAGCUUCACCUGAACAUUCCGAGGAGAACUCCCACUGUGAAUUGGAAUCCGUGAGUCCUUCCGGAAUGUCUUCACAUCGUUCAAAGUCCGGUGCAACGAAACCUGCCUAUUCCUACAUAGCCCUUAUUGCCAUGGCUAUUUUAAACGCUGAAGAUAAAAAGCUCACAUUAUCGCAGAUCUGCGAUUUCAUCAUGUCACGAUUUCAAUACUACAGGGACAAGUUCCCAGCAUGGCAGAACUCGAUCCGGCACAACCUGAGCCUGAAUGACUGUUUUGUAAAAAUUCCCCGAGAGCCAGGUAACCCCGGCAAAGGCAACUAUUGGUCAUUGGAUCCGAAAGCCCAAGAUAUGUUCGAUAAUGGAUCCUUUCUGCGACGGCGAAAGAGGUUCAAGCGACAACCAGAACCACAGGACAUGUCGCCGAUCACCUUUCCACCAUUUCUCUCACCGAUCGGACCAAUGGUACCACCACGAUUACCGCUUCCGAUGCCACCUAUUCUUUCACCUCUUCCACCGACUGCACCACAACUGCCAUCAUCACUGCCACGCCAUCCGAUGGCGAUGGUGCCAACAAUGAUGCCAAACGUUCCACACAGAUUACCGUACUUCUACCCGGGCAUUUCAGCGAAUGUCGACCAUCAAAAACUGUUGGCUGCCAUUGCGGCACAAACCCCGUUGACGUCUACUGCGUCCGAAUGUGUACACACUUUACAUAAAGUUGACUGA
Messenger RNA from Cooperia oncophora, 1065 nucleotides. The record is from the annotation of a GenBank genome assembly. NCBI's taxonomy places the organism in Eukaryota, Metazoa, Nematoda, Chromadorea, Rhabditida, Trichostrongylidae.